Eurytemora carolleeae is the source of this 1479-nucleotide messenger RNA. Its product is annotated as transformer-2 protein homolog alpha. Lineage: Eukaryota; Metazoa; Arthropoda; Copepoda; Calanoida; Temoridae. Gene Ontology annotation, molecular function: RNA binding. The coding region runs from base 297 to 1001 and encodes 234 amino acids. Gene Ontology annotation, cellular component: spliceosomal complex. The transcript is spliced from 8 exons. Gene Ontology annotation, biological process: positive regulation of mRNA splicing, via spliceosome. The record is from RefSeq and is a predicted model, not a curated record.
UUAAUUUUUCAGAAUUUGUUCAUUCUCCUCAUCGAAUCGAAGUUUUUCUUUGCGAAUUUAUACAAUAGGUUUAUAAAAGCAAGCACACUAUGAUCAAGUCAUUCAAGUCAUACCUUAACCUCAAGUCCUUUUACACCAAGAGUUCAAUCUCAAGUUUCAAGUCCGAACCCCUUGUCGGCAGAUAUCAUGUAUCAAGACUCAAGAGUCAAGACAACGAAGAUCUAUAUUUAAUAUCAGAUCAAAUCUUACUUCAAGUUUGAACCAUGGGUUGACAAGUAUACACUGGACAGGUCGACAUGCCGUCUAGAACGAGGUCGAGGACUGUUAGCAGGAGCAGGAGCAGAUCACCUGCCACCAGGGGGAGCAGGUCACCAAGCCGUACUCCUCCAAGGAGAGACAGCAGGAGCAGGAGUAGGUCACCAGCCAGAAGGGAUCGAUCUAGAUCUAGAUCAUAUGUCAAGAGGCGUCGUGACUCAUCUCGAAGCCCGAUGUCGAAUCGUCGGCGCCAUGUUGGUGACCGUGAGGAGCCCGAUCCAAGCAAGUGUAUUGGGGUUUUCGGACUUAGUCUCUAUACUACAGAGAGGCAAUUGGACAAGGAGUUCGGCAGGUUUGGUGAGAUGGAGAAGGUUCAGGUUGUACUAGAUGGGCAUUCAGGACGCAGCCGAGGAUUUGCGUUCAUCUACUACGCAUCAGUUGAUGACGCCGCAGAGGCUAAACGUGAGAUGAAUGGAACUGAGCUUGAUGGGAAGAAAAUCCGUGUAGAUUUCUCGAUCACUAAACGAGCACAUACUCCAACCCCGGGCAUGUACAUGGGUCGACCCACAGGGGGUAGAUCUAGGACGGAGAGAAGUGACAGAGGAGAUCGAGACCGAGAUGACCGUGAUCGUCGAGGAUACGGGGACCGGGAUUAUGAUCGUCGUCGGCGAUCCCCGAGUCCCAGAUAUAGACGUCGAAGCCGAAGCUACUCCCCCGUCCCCAGAUACAGGGCUGAUCGUUAUUGAGUCGAGAUCUGAAUUAAACUCAAUCUGAACCUGUUCUGUAUCAACCUUGAGAAAGAGAUCAAAUCGUUGCUGCAAAUUAUCCUCUCUCACCUUGUAUUAUUCUUAACAUUAUACAGUAUACACUCUUAUUCCCUAUUUAAAAUUUUCAAUUGUAAAUUCUAUAUUUAGAACUAGACGUUCGUUUAUUUACACCAAAAUGAAUCCUCUGUAAAACCGUUCUUAAUUUUACACUUCCCAUUUUAAUUUUUCAAUCGUCAAAUUUUAAUUCUAUUUGAAUGUAGCAGUUGAGUACGAAAUGUUUGUUUAUUUACCUUUUUGUCUUCUAUACGAUAAAACGAAUGCACUGAAUAUUGUAUUUAAAUCAAAGUAUGGAACGUUAACGAUUCCUUUACUCACUAUUAACCCUGUCAAGGCAAGCCUAUUGUUAGUGUACAAAAUUCUGAAAAUUUAGACGAUAAUAAUUAUGAAAUUUUUCAGA